Colossoma macropomum (tambaqui) is the source of this 1472-nucleotide messenger RNA. RefSeq names its product H6 family homeobox 3a (gene hmx3a). Bases 387 to 1358 code for a protein of 323 amino acids. The record is from RefSeq and is a predicted model, not a curated record. NCBI's taxonomy places the organism in Eukaryota, Metazoa, Chordata, Actinopteri, Characiformes, Serrasalmidae. Gene Ontology annotation, biological process: regulation of transcription by RNA polymerase II. Gene Ontology annotation, cellular component: nucleus. The transcript has 2 exons. Gene Ontology annotation, molecular function: DNA-binding transcription factor activity, RNA polymerase II-specific; RNA polymerase II transcription regulatory region sequence-specific DNA binding.
UCUAGGAGGCUGGACCUGCCUGACUCUCUCUCUCUCCCCCCCUCUCCCUCUCUCUCUCUCUCUCUCUCUCUCUCUCUCCAGCUCUUCUUCUUUUAUGCCAUUUGCCACAGCGCGUGCCCACUCGCCGUACACUUGCUGCGUUCAGCUGACUGUUUUUUUCAUGUAUUGGUUUAAUUACUAUCUAGCUUGUCCGGCGCGAUGAACGAGAUGAUCGACGAGACUGAUAUUAUCAAUAAUAUUAUCAAUAACACGAUCAGUUCCCUCUCCACGUAUUAAACUGGUUUGGAGCAGAGUUUACUGGACGGUUCUACAGCGUUUGCGUUACGAGACUUGACGACGGCCCGCGACCUAAAAGCACCUUCGAAGCCCCCUCUUCUGGAGCCACCAUGCCCGAGACAACGCCGGAGACGCGCGCCUCGGCCAAAGACUCUCCGUUCUCCAUCAAAAACCUGCUGAACUGUGACAGCAAGCCGGCCAAGCCCAAGCCCAUGCUGGCCACGGUCAAGCAGGCAGCACUGGACGGUGGCAUCUCGCUUUCCCACGUCGGGGACUUCGGCUUCCCGCGUUUCGAGCUGCACAACCAGAGGCUCGCGCUGCCCGCCUACCUGGAGCGCGCGUCCGCCUGGUGGUACCCGUACACGCUGAGCGCGGCCGCACAGCUCCACAGGACGGAAGAGAAAGGGAGCGCGCGCGCCUGCUCUCCCUCGUCCGACCGCGUCUCUCCAGAGCUCGUGCUCAAAGCCGAGACGGACGCUAAAGACGUGGAGGAAGAGGAGGACGAGGACGAAGCGAAGAGCGGCGAUGAGAUAGUGCUGGAGGAGAGCGACACGGAGGACGGGAAGAAGGAGGUGAGCGGAGGAGGAACAGGAGGAGGAGGAGGAGAAGAAUGGAAGAAAAGCGAGGCGGACGGCGGCGCGUGCGACAAGAAGCCGUGCCGCAAGAAGAAGACGCGCACGGUGUUCUCGCGCAGCCAGGUCUUCCAGCUCGAGUCCACAUUCGACGUGAAGCGCUACCUGAGCAGCUCGGAGCGCGCGGGCCUCGCCGCCUCGCUGCACCUGACCGAGACGCAGGUCAAGAUCUGGUUCCAGAACAGGCGCAACAAGUGGAAGCGGCAGCUCGCGGCUGAGCUGGAGGCGGCCAACCUGAGCCACGCGGCGGCGCAGCGCAUCGUGCGCGUGCCUAUCCUCUACCACGAGAGCGCGGCGGCGGCGGCGGCGGCAGCGGCGGCGGCGGCGGCGGAGAGCGCGAGCGCGCCUGGGAGCGCGCCCUCCAGCCAACCGCUGCUCACCUUCCCUCACCCGGCCUACUACUCCCACCACCCGGUGGUCACCUCCGUGCCCCUCCUCAGGCCGGUGUGAGGGGCCCUCAGACUGCUUUUAUCAUUUUUAUUCUCAAUUUUGUAACUCGGUACGUUACAAAGACUGCGUUUAAAAAAUAAACAAACAAACAAACAAAAAAAAAAACGAAAUAAA